Messenger RNA from Manduca sexta (tobacco hornworm), 672 nucleotides. RefSeq lists its product as uncharacterized. Lineage: Eukaryota; Metazoa; Arthropoda; Insecta; Lepidoptera; Sphingidae. The transcript is spliced from 6 exons. Bases 133 to 633 code for a protein of 166 amino acids. The record is from RefSeq and is a predicted model, not a curated record.
UAUUCAAAUGCAUAAAUUAUUCGUUUUAAAAUAGCUAUUCAUAUACUAUUUUUAUGACAUUCUUACACGUAAUGUAAUUCAAGACAAUGCACAGAAUUCUGAGUCGUAAAAGUGCGUGUUGAGUAGAACUGAAUGUGCACAGAAAUGGAAGUAAAUGGGCAGCAUCGACGACCAGUUGCAGCCGGCGACUGUCCAAUAUUGUGCAUAACCAAAGUAGUUCUCUACGUGUUGAUCUCCAUGUUUGUAUUGUACUUGCCGCUCGGCGAUCCCAGCGUGCGAUGUGCUUCUGACCCUGCCACGCAUCGCCCCGGCACCUUUGCCGACUGGGCUUGCCAACUCUACACCGGCCUACUGAAUACAUGGCAUCGACUCGGAAGCAUCGCGGAAGUGGUGGGGACUGCGGCUCGACAAGCGCUCUACCGGGCCAAGCUACAGUUUUACGAAUUACUGAAUAAAAUCGACAAGAAAGACCUGUGCCGCGUAGUGUGCUGCUUUGAUGCGAAGAAUGCUGGGGUGCAAGUAAGGACGAGGCAGAGAGUCGUGGAUCAGCGACCCGCCGCGCGAGGAAACAUUGCAAGAACAAGUCCCCGGGCCAUCCGAUUCGGAACUAAAUAUAAUAAUAAUAAUAUGUAGUAUCAUCAUACAAUGUUAUUAAAAUCGAGUAAAAUGUCA